AUAUAAUCUUCAUGGUGACCAUUCAGGUGCAUUUUCAAAGGCCUCAGCCUCUCUCACAUCGUUUAACAUUCUAUUCAAUUAAGCUUCUUCUUUUUCUUUUUUUUUUUAUGGAGCAUUUGGAAGAAGAUGGGGAGUAACUGAUGUAGAUAGGGAAGGAAAUUCUGAAUAUAAAGGAAUAUUAAAUUGGAUCAAUCCAUAUGGCAGGAUAAUCAGAAAGAACAUGUCGCUGGAAGCGCCGUUUUUGCAUAUCGGAAACAAGCAGCCUUCUAUGUUUUCUUGUUUCUGCCAUUACUCCACCAGAAUCGGAGAAUCGGCAAAUCUUGCUUACGUCUUGCUCGUGGCUCUUCUACCUAUUGUGGCAGGCUCUUUGAUCCGCCGGUGCGUCCGUCGGAGAGAAAGGGGACCAGAGAAUGAUUGGAGAAGAGAUACAACAGAUGACGUGGCAGGGAUCAAUCCACCAGGCGGGUUAUGGCAGGAUAAUCAGAAAGAACAAGUCGCUGGAACCGCCAUUUUUGCAUAUCGGAAACAAGCAGCCUUCUAUGUUUUCUUGGUCUUUAACACCUUGGCUUUUACAACGUCAGCUUUUACCAUUUUCUGUUUCACCCAGGGUUUCCCAUUCAGUCCUGAAAUACGACUGGCUGUUGUUUCUGUCGUAGUGACUUAUGCAUGUGCAGUUUCUGCCAUUAUUCCACCUGAAUCGGCAAAUCUUGCUUACGUCUUGCUCGUGGCUCUUCUACCUAUUGUGGUACUGUCUUGGAUCCGCCGGCGCGUUCGUGGAGAGUAAGCAAACGAGGGAAUGUUUUGAGAAACGAUGCAACAGAUGACAUGGUGUAGAGAUUCUAUAAGGACAAAUCUCGGUAGAGUUCUCUUCAUUUUUCCUUUAAUAUAUAAGUGGGAAAUAU
Messenger RNA from Rubroshorea leprosula, 902 nucleotides. NCBI's taxonomy places the organism in Eukaryota, Viridiplantae, Streptophyta, Magnoliopsida, Malvales, Dipterocarpaceae. The record is from the annotation of a GenBank genome assembly.